Molecule: messenger RNA, 1986 nt
Organism: Aphanomyces astaci
Lineage: Eukaryota; Oomycota; Saprolegniomycetes; Saprolegniales; Verrucalvaceae
Exons: 6
Coding region: 6-992 (328 amino acids)
Biological process (GO): pseudouridine synthesis
Molecular function (GO): pseudouridine synthase activity; RNA binding
Source: RefSeq, a predicted model, not a curated record
CGUCCAUGGAAGAAGUCAGCAAGAAGCGCGCCAAGCGGCUCGAGAAGAAGCGGGAGCGAUCUGAGAAGAAGGCACAGAGCGUGGCGGACGGGACAUGGACGAAUCCUCGGAAGAGACGCAAUCAGCGGGACUUCCAUUGCGAAACCAGGGAUUCCGUGGACGACAUGGCGAAUGAAACCACCUCCGAGACGAAACCCGACGGGUUCCGCUACGUCGCGCCGUACAAACACAAGUUCCAAGUGCAUGUGAAGGCACGAUGGUUCGGCAAAACGCUCCUUCAGAUGUUCGUGGAAGAGUUUGGCGGAUACAGUUCCGAGUACUACGCCGCUGCCAUUCAACACGGCUUCAUCACGAUCAACCACCUCCCCACGACCGCGUCGACACUUGUCAAGCACGGCGAUCUGCUGCAGCAUGUGAUGCAUCGCCACGAGCCUCGCGUACAAGCGUUCGAUGCGGCGACGAUGGUGGCAUUUCAAUCCGACGAUAUUGUCGUCGUGAACAAACCAUCGACGAUUCCUGUCCAUCCAUGCGGCGCGUACAGACACAACAGCCUCGUGUUCAUCCUCGCCAACGACCUCCACCUCCACCCAGUGUUUCCCGUGCAUCGACUCGACCGACUCACUUCAGGCCUGCUUGUACUCGCCAAAUCAGCCGACAAGGCUGCAGAGUUGUCGGCCCAACUGGUCGAACGGUCAGUGCAAAAGUUCUACUUCGCCAAAGUACUGGGACGCUUUCCUUCCGUGGCUCAUGUCCCGCCCGCUAUUGCCGCCGCCGCCGAGGUCGAUGCCGCCGUUCCAUCGCCUGCCGCAUCCCCUUCAUCCACGUCGUUAUCGUCGUUUCCAUUCCAUGACCUUCCCCCGCACUGUACGGUGACGACGGCCGAAUUGGACGGACACGCGUACUUUCACAUUUCCGCGCCGUUGGGCCGCAUCGCGGACUUGGAGAAUCGCCACGGAAUCGUCGCGACAGGCAAAGUAUGUACACUUUGCUAGACAAAUACUAGAGUAUUGGUCAAUACUCGAAUCGUAGCCAAGCCAGACGUUGGUGCGGUGGGUCGGCGAGAGCGCCGACGGCCGCCACAGCGUCCUCCACUGCCUCCCGCUUACAGGUCGCCAGCAUCAGAUCCGAGUGCACCUGCAGGCCGUGGGCUUCCCCAUCGCCAACGACCCGCUGUACGGCCCCCCGACCUUUGUCGACACGAUCGUCGUUGAAGCCAGUCGUCGGCCAAUGGCAUCGACGAACGACACGCGUGACGUGGCAGCGUCACACGACCCCGCGACGGUCACAGCGGAACAACUAGCUGCCGUGUGCGAGUCGUGCCAGAUGGGCGAUCACGUCACGUUCAACUGGGAGCAACAGCACUGCCAAGGGAUUUACUUGCAUGCGUUUCGGUAUAAGGGAACGUCGUGGGACUUUUCCGUGCCCCCGCCUUCUUGGGCCGCGUUGGUGUAGCUGGAUAUACGCUCUCCAUAAAUAGAAAUUCCACGAGUAUUCUGAAAUAAUACUCUAUUAAUAGAGACUAUUCCAAUGGUCAUCUAUGAAUAAUAUAUCCGAGCACGAUUCCGAUUUCUAUAAAAGAGGACAAGUUCCACUGGCAUUUGCUUGGCACGAGGUUGCGACGAUCGAUACCCUCUCCGUAUCCCAUCAGAUCAAGGGGGUUUCUUCAUGCCCAAAACCUCCAGCUUGUCUAGAUGCGCCUGCAGCAACGUCACUGCCGGGGCUUCCCAGUACUCCCAUGCUGGAUAGCCUAGCGCGUCCUCCGCGGCCAUCGCGGCGCCGUGGUCCAGCAGUAGCUUGGCGCAUCCGACGUUCCCGUGUAUUGCCGCGCAGUGCAGCGGCGUCCACUUGGACCGAUCUCGUGCUUCAAUAUUGGCGCCUCCCAGCACGAGAAAGCCAACCUGUUGUACCCAUCCAAAUUUUCAACAUGCAUAAAGUCAUAUGAACAACAUUCCUAUAAAUAUGGAUUCAUGUAACGAGGACAUACGC